CACAUUUUUCAAAUCUUUUAUCACUAUUUAGCAGUGCAUUAUUGUGUUUGAUUCUUUGUUAAUCCGUCAAAAAUGGAGAGUGAGGCUCUGAGGCGCAGGCUCAACACGAUCGCUUCUCACUUUGCUCACUGCGAUGAUUCCAGAUCCGCCACAAAUGUCCUCCCACUGAACUGCAGCAGUAGUUUAAAUUCUGUCAUCCAAAGGUGUGAUAACAGAAUGUACUUUGCACGCCAAGCAUCUGCUACCCAGAGUUGUUUCAUGAGACAGGCUUCAAGCGAACAGACUUUCCAAAGUAUCCCAAAGUGCUAUGGUACCACACUGGAUAAGUGGUGUAAUGCUACAGAAGAGCCAUUAUUUUCUAGACCUGCAAGGUUGGCACCAACAUUCUCAAAUACUGCAGCAACCAAGACUUUGGGACAGGAUUGCAGAUCACUUACAUCUGACCUUCCUAAGUUUGCUAGACCAGAUACAAGCAAUAAAGAUGGAGCAAGGCAAUUUUGUUCAGAGGAGAAGAUAUAUUCAUCUGAACCUAAUGGAACCAAAUGGUCCCCAAGGAUGGAUGUUGCAGAAUCUGGACGAACUUAUGUUAUGACAGUAGAAAUCCCAGGGGUCAGCAUCACUGAUAUCAGGGUAGAGGUUGAUGAUCAAAAAUUGAUUGUGAGUGGUCAACGUUCUACCCAGUGCUAUAAGGUAACAGGUUUGUCAAAUGAUUCAAUCUCUGCAUAUCAUAAGAAAGAGAUUGUGCGAGGGCCUUACCAGGUUGUGUGGCCACUUCCAACUAAUGUGAACAAGGACAGUAUUUAUGCAGAGUUUCUGGAUGGAUUUCUUAAAAUUAUUGUUCCUAAAUUUUGAGGUUUAUCGGUGGCAGAGGAUUCAAAUGUUUGUGGGUCUAUGCAUGAGAAUUUCUAUACAUGCUGCUAAGGAGACGAUGCUAUACAUAUUGAGUUUUUAUAUAUACAUAUUCAUGCUAUAGAAUAACAAAGUCAUGAACUAUCUGUCAUGGCUUUUGUUUACAUGUAAAAUUUGAACCCAGGGCCUUGAAGUGAAUGAUGUUAAAGAACUAGUGAAAUAUACAUGUGAAGAAGUCCUUUUAAGGUGAGAUUGUAUUACCUUAUAUGAUAUAGCUAUUCAGGUAUAAAGUAUAUUUCAUGAUAAA
Carica papaya (papaya) is the source of this 1156-nucleotide messenger RNA. It is a transcript of the gene ACD32.1, whose product is annotated as alpha-crystallin domain 32.1. NCBI's taxonomy places the organism in Eukaryota, Viridiplantae, Streptophyta, Magnoliopsida, Brassicales, Caricaceae. The record is from RefSeq and is a predicted model, not a curated record.